GCGCCCGGCUGGUCCCCGGCGUGACUCCCGCGGGAGAAGCUCCCGGCCCCCGGCUGCAGCACCAUGAACAGCUCCCUGGCUCCGCAGGUGCAUUUCGCGGGCGGCUCUCAGCCCCACGACUCGCGGGAGUGGAAGGCGGUGAUCCCCGCUUUGCUAGGCGUCAUCUGCCUGGCGGGCUUGGCGGGGAACGCGUGUGUCAUCGGCAUCCUGCUCUACAACGCCAGGCGAGGGAAACCCUCCCUGAUCCACUCCCUGAUCCUCAACCUCAGCCUGGCGGAUCUGCUCCUCCUGCUCUUCGCUGCGCCCCUGCGGGCAGCCGCUUACUCCCGCGGCGCCUGGACCCUGGGCUGGUUCGUCUGCAAAACCUCCGACGGGUUCCUCCACACGUGCAUGGCCGCCAAGAGCCUGACGACCGCCGUGGUGGCCAAGGCUUGCUUCAUGUACGCCAGCAACCCGGCCAAGCAAGUGAGUAUUGAGACCCGCACGAUCUGCGCGAUGCUGCUGGCCACGUGGCUGGUGGCCCUGGUGAGCUCCCUGCCGCUCUGGCUCUUCAGCGCCCUUCGGGAGCUCGCGGCGGGCUCGCCCGCGUGCCUCGUGGCCGUGCCAGCCCCCGCCCGGGAGUUCAUGGCUGCCUUUGUCAAGCUCUACCCCCUGCUCGUGUUCUGCGCGCCCCUGCUCUGCGCUUUCCUCUAUUUCUGGCGCGCUUAUGGCAGGUGCCAGCGCAGGGGGACCAAGACCCAGAACCUGAGGAACCAGAUCAGAUCCAGGCGCCUUACAAUCAUGCUGCUGAGCGUCACUGUCACCUUAGCCGUGAUGUGGUUGCCGGAAUGGAUAUCCUGGCUGUGGGUUUGGCACCUAAAGCCAGCAGGCCCUUCUCCCCCUGAAGGCUUCCUGGCUCUGACCCAAGCCCUUAUGUUCACCAUCUCUUCAGCCAACCCUCUCAUCUUCCUGGUGAUGUCUGAGGAAUUCAGAGAGGGCUUUAAGGGCUUGUGGAAAAGGCUGACCCUGAAAAAGUCUCUCCCUGCCACAGACAACCAGGAAAUCCCAGCUGCUAACUCUGAGGUUCUCCCCGAUUCGGUCCCUUCUCCAGAGCCAGUGAUUGCUGAGCAAGAGAGAGAACUCCCAGCUGCCCCUCAGGCCUUAGAAAGCCUGGAAAAGAAGGAGAUGCCUGUCUUUCCAGACGUAGAGCAAUUCUGGCAUGACCGAGAAGCAGCCCCUGAUACUCAAGACAAUGACCCUAUUCCUUGGGAGCACGAAGAGCAAGAGACAGCAGGCUGUAAUCAAUAAAGUGGUCAGAGAUUAGAAAACUACACAAGUUUUAACCAGACGAAGGGUCUUGUCAGUAUUGUUUUGUUACUUACCAGUGUGCUUAAGCAGAUACUGAAGACCUGCAAAUAAUGUUACUUUGAAAUUCCUGUGCUCAUUAAAUGUUUGGUUUCCUAAUCUGUUACAAUAUUCAUACUUGCAGUAUUGUAGCCCUGUUGGUCCCUGGAUAUUGCAGACUUGAAGAGCUCUGUGUAAACUCCAAAGCUUGUCUUUCACCAACAGAAGUUGGUCCUGUAAAAGGUAUCACCUCACCCACAAUAUUGGGGUGUAUGUAU
Chelonoidis abingdonii (Abingdon island giant tortoise) is the source of this 1601-nucleotide messenger RNA. It is a transcript of the gene GPR151, whose product is annotated as G protein-coupled receptor 151. Gene Ontology annotation, biological process: G protein-coupled receptor signaling pathway. NCBI's taxonomy places the organism in Eukaryota, Metazoa, Chordata, Testudines, Testudinidae. The record is from RefSeq and is a predicted model, not a curated record. Gene Ontology annotation, molecular function: G protein-coupled receptor activity. Gene Ontology annotation, cellular component: plasma membrane.